Messenger RNA from Ceratosolen solmsi marchali, 1537 nucleotides. It is a transcript of the gene ergic53, whose product is annotated as lectin, mannose binding protein ergic53. Gene Ontology annotation, biological process: endoplasmic reticulum to Golgi vesicle-mediated transport. Bases 5 to 1537 code for a protein of 510 amino acids. Lineage: Eukaryota; Metazoa; Arthropoda; Insecta; Hymenoptera; Agaonidae. Gene Ontology annotation, molecular function: D-mannose binding. Gene Ontology annotation, cellular component: endoplasmic reticulum membrane; endoplasmic reticulum-Golgi intermediate compartment; COPII-coated ER to Golgi transport vesicle. The record is from RefSeq and is a predicted model, not a curated record. The transcript is spliced from 10 exons.
GCCUAUGAGUAUAUACAAAGUAAAAAUGGCAGCCGAAGUGAGGUGGAUAGUAUAUUUAUUCUUAUUCUUAUAUUACAUUUACACUAGUUAUGCUGAACUGCCUCAUCGAAAAUUUGAGUAUAAAUAUUCUUUUAAACCUCCAUAUUUAGCACAAAAAGAUGGAAGUGUACCUUUUUGGGAAUAUGGUGGCAAUGCCAUUGCUAGUUCUGAGAAUAUUAGAAUUGCUCCUUCAUUAAGAAGUCAAAAAGGAGCAAUUUGGACUAAGCAAGCAGUAAAUUUUGAUUGGUGGGAAAUUGAUAUAGUUUUUCGUAUAACUGGCAGGGGAAGAAUUGGAGCAGAUGGCUUAGCUUUGUGGUAUACAACUUCAAAAGGAUUUUACAAUGGUACUGUUUUUGGAAGUUCUGAUAAAUGGAUUGGGCUUGGUAUUUUUUUUGAUUCCUUUGAUAAUGAUAAUAAACGUAACAAUCCUUUUAUUAUGACAAUUCUUAACGAUGGAUCAAAAAUAUUUGAUCAUGCAAAUGAUGGAGGUACUCAAGUUUCGGCUGGUUGUUUACGGGAUUUUCGAAAUAAACCAUUUGCUACUAGAGCAAAAAUAGAAUACUAUCAAAAUUCUCUAACGUUAUUAUUUCACGGUGGUAUGACAAACAAUGAACUUGAUUAUGAAGUGUGUUUUCGACUAGAAAAUGUAUUUUUACCCAAAUAUGGAUAUUUUGGUAUAUCAGCAGCUACUGGUGGUCUUGCUGAUGAUCAUGAUGUUUUACAUAUUUUAACUACAUCCUUAUAUCCACGUAGCCAAAUUACCAGUAAUAAAAAGGUGUCUACUGAAGAAGAGCUUAAACUAGGCCAAGAGUAUCUGAGUUAUCAAACUAAACUUGAGCGCCAAAAAGAAGAAUACCACAAAGAACACCCAGAUGAAAGGCACGAAAAAGAAUUUGAAGAAUGGUUCGAAAGUGAAAAUCAACGAGAAUUAAAACAGAUUUUUACAGGACAAAUGCAAAUAUCUGAUACUAUGCGAUCAAUAAAUAAUAAAUUAGAUGAAGUGGUUGGAAAACAAGAAAGAGUAUUGAGUCUUAUUUCCCAAAUUCCAUUAGAAGCUCGAUCACAUGAAGGUAAAAUUCAAUCUAAUCAAGCAUCGCAAGUUUUUGAGACUAUACGAAGACAAGAAAUAGAUUUUUUGUUAACAACUCAAAAUAAUAUAUUAAGUGCAGUACUCGAACUGAAAUCUGUAGUAAUAGAAGUUCAAUCAAAAACUGAUAAUAUUUUAAAUAAUCAAGCUCGAAAUCCAACAGCAAAGGUUGAACCUCUGAGUUAUGAUUAUCAAUCCUUUAUAACAGAAAUACGAGAUGGAUUGAAUACUCUUAAACGAGAUGUCUUACAGACUAACACAAAACUUAAUAGCCUUAAGUUAAACUGUCCUGCUGGAAAUUGUCUUACUACAAUAGUAUUUAUAAUAUUUAUAGCUGUUCAAAUAAUUAUUAUAUUGGGAUAUAAUAUAUAUAGAGAUAAUAAGGAAGCACAAGCAAAAAAAUUUUAUUAA